Messenger RNA from Sclerotinia trifoliorum, 2014 nucleotides. The record is from the annotation of a GenBank genome assembly. Lineage: Eukaryota; Fungi; Ascomycota; Leotiomycetes; Helotiales; Sclerotiniaceae.
CUUGAAGCUUAGAUUCCAAACGCCAACGAUCGAUACGGUCAAUACCUGCUGUUAUUCCCAGCACAAAAUAUUUACAAUUACCAAAGCUGUCGCAUAAUUCCCUCGGUAGACCCGGGACUGCAUUGCGCAGCUUUAUUUCAAUAUGGCUUCUCAUACGCCGGCCGUUGUCAUGGACAAGUACGUUCGAGAUCCCCACAAGGCAUUCUAUAUCCCCGUGUCCCGAGGAAGGGGAUGCUAUCCAUUUGUACAUUUACUGAUGCUUCUACGAUAGCGGUACCGGAUAUUCCAAGCUUGGUUUGUUCUCUUUUGUCGACAAGAUAAGCAUACAAUUAACAAUGCAUCAAUUAUAGGUUUUGCUGGCAAUGAUUCUCCUCCUUCGUUUUCCCUACCGCCAUAGCGACAAAGGUGCUGCAGCAGCAGGUGCGGGUUCAGGAUCUGGCCGUCCUGCUGUUGGCAAUAAGCCUUCAUAUCUUACGGGUGGUGCUGGACCAGGAGGACAUCUCUCGAUGAAACGUGGAACUGAAGAUCUGGACUUCUUUAUUGGGGACGAGGCAUUAGCAGCCGCAAGUGGACCAGGUGCGCAUGAGCUAUAGAAUAUAUGGAAUUGGUAUUGAUGAUGGCAGGUUAUGGCAUACACUACCCAAUUCGCCAUGGACAAAUUGAGAACUGGGUAAGGGGCUCCAAGGUUACGUUUAGGAUAAAAUAGCUAACAUCUGUAGGACCAUAUGGAAAGGUUCUGGUCCAAUUCGAUAUUUAAAUAUCUCCGUGUCGAGCCAGAAGACCAUUAUUUUCUGUUAACAGAACCCGUAUGUGCCCAAUUCUCAUAUUUACGUGAGAAUUUCACUUACCAAACUUUCCCAGCCACUUAAUGCACCCGAGAACCGUGAAAAUACCGCCGAAAUUAUGUUCGAAUCCUUCAACUGUGCCGGUCUUUACAUUGCCGUUCAGGCUGUGCUCGCGUUGGCUGCGUCGUGGACUUCAUCAAAAGUUUCUGACCGAUCCUUGACGGGAACUGUAAUCGAUUCUGGAGACGGCGUGACCCACGUAAUUCCCGUUGCAGAGGGAUAUGUUAUUGGAUCAUCAAUCAAAUCUAUACCUAUCGCCGGUCGAGACAUUACAUACUUCGUUCAAUCGCUACUCCGAGACAGAGGUGAACCAGAUUCUUCCUUGAAGACUGCUGGUGAGAUUAAGGAGAACUAUUGUUAUGUCUGUCCAGAUAUUGUGAAGGAAUUUGCUCGUUUCGAUCGCGAUCCUGGAAGAUUUGAGAAGCAUACAGUCACGCAACCAGGUGGACGCAAAGUUACCGUUGAUGUUGGUUACGAACGUUUCCUUGCACCUGAAAUCUUCUUCAACCCAGAAAUUUACUCCUCCGACUUCUUGACUCCACUUCCAACAGUUGUGGAUGGGGUUAUUCAAUCUUCCCCUAUCGAUGUUCGUCGUGGACUCUAUAAGAAUAUUGUGUUAUCUGGAGGAAGUACAUUGUACAAAGAUUUCGGUCGCAGAUUACAACGUGAUAUCAAACACUUGGUGGAUGACAGAAUUAGAGCUAGUGAAGCCCGAAGCGGUGGUGCAAGGAGUGGAGGUUUGGAGGUUCAAGUUAUUUCGCAUAAGAGACAGCGACACGGUCCAUGGUUCGGUGGUAGUCUUUUGGGUCAAACCCCUGAAUUUAGAUCUUAUUGUCACACCAAAGCAGGUAAGUUAUUUUGGCUUUUCCUCAUCCUUCGAAUACAAUAUACUGACAUCAGGCAGAAUAUGACGAAAUAGGUCCAAGCAUUGUUAGAAGGUUCGCCUUGUUGGGAGGACCAGGAGGAUCAUAAGGAGCUAGGCCAUUAGCCGAAAGGAUAAGACAUUUGGAGGAAUGAAAAACUAUAAAUGUAUUGAAGAGUUGAAGAGUUGAAGGAGUUUGGGGGAACUAUUAAAGCGAUGAAUGUCAAGUGAAGUGUCUUACGCUACAUAGGGUGAGAUUGGUGAGACGUAGGGGAUGACAAAAAUUGAUUAAAUUGAUGCACAUCUU